AUGGCUACAGUAUUUCCAUUACUUGAAGAAAAGGAUAAGACCCAAAUUACAACUGGAAGUCAGUUAAUUGGAGAUUCAAUGAUCUCCCUCACAUUAUGUGUCAUUGACCGCCUACCAUAUAAGCAGACUGUCCAUGCAGAGCAGCCGCUCUGCGUGCCAAGCGCCGCAUCCUCUGACUGCUCACUUCGAAGGUGCACUUCUAGGGAAAAUGCAGCCGAUCCUACAGCAUACACUCAGUCACAUGAGCAUAGCUCGGGAGUGGAGGUCAAGAUGUGCUCCCAAAAUACUCUGUCCACUCGUAAUAUUGCCCUUCAGUCAGCCAUUGCCCAUUACUUACCUGAGCCUGCAGCUGUGAGUGUCUCUGCUCCACCAAGCAGUUCUGCUAAUCUGACCUGCCGAGCUUUCUUUGGAUAUAGUGGAGAUGUCAGUCCUUUAAUCUACUGGAUGAAAGGGGAGAAAUUUAUUGAAGAUUUGGAUGAUAGUCGAGUCUGGGAAAGUGACAUCAGGGUUCUCAAGGAACAUCUCGGUGAACAGGAGGUUUCCAUCUCAUUGAUUCUUGAUUCUGUGGAAGAGGCAGACCUGGGGAAUUACUCGUGCUAUGUUGAGAAUGGAAAUGGACGCCGACAUGCCAGUAUUCUUCUACAUAAAAGAGAGCUGAUGUACACAGUUGAGCUUGCUGGUGGGCUUGGUGCUAUUCUGCUGCUGCUUGUUUGUUUAGUGACUAUCUACAAGUGUUACAAGAUAGAGAUUAUGCUCUUCUACAGGAAUCAUUUUGGAGCUGAAGAACUAGAUGGAGACAACAAAGACUAUGAUGCAUAUCUAUCUUAUACCAAAGUGGAUCCUGACCAGUGGAAUCAAGAAACUGGAGAAGAAGAAAGAUUUGCUCUUGAGAUCCUACCAGAUAUGCUUGAAAAGCAUUAUGGAUACAAAUUGUUCAUACCAGACAGAGAUUUGAUUCCCACAGGAACCUACAUUGAAGACGUGGCAAGAUGUGUAGACCAAAGCAAGCGACUGAUCAUCGUCAUGACUCCAAAUUAUGUGGUAAGAAGAGGCUGGAGCAUCUUCGAGCUGGAAACGAGGCUUCGAAACAUGUUAGUCACAGGUGAAAUUAAAGUGAUACUGAUUGAAUGCAGUGAACUACGAGGAGUUAUGAACUACCAGGAGGUCGAGGCCCUGAAACAUACCAUCAAGCUCCUCACUGUCAUUAAGUGGCACGGACCAAAAUGCAACAAGUUGAAUUCCAAGUUCUGGAAACGUUUACAGUAUGAAAUGCCUUUUAAGAGGAUUGAACCCAUCACACAUGAGCAGGUUUUAGACGUCAGUGAGCAGGGGCCCUUUGGGGAACUGCAGACAGUCUCCGCAAUUUCCAUGGCUGCUGCCACCUCCACUGCUCUUGCCACUGCCCAUCCAGACCUGCGCUCCACCUUUCAUAAUACAUAUCAUUCGCAGAUGCGCCAGAAACACUAUUAUCGAAGCUAUGAAUACGAUGUACCUCCUACCGGCACCCUGCCACUUACCUCAAUAGGUAACCAGCAUACCUACUGCAACAUCCCUAUGACACUUAUAAAUGGGCAGCGGCCACAGACAAAAAGUAACAGGGAGCAAAAUCCGGAAGAGGCCCACACAAACAGUGCGAUACUGCCGCUCUUGCCACGGGAGACCAGUAUAUCAAGUGUCAUUUGGUGA
Messenger RNA from Leptosomus discolor (cuckoo roller), 1686 nucleotides. The record is from RefSeq and is a predicted model, not a curated record. Lineage: Eukaryota; Metazoa; Chordata; Aves; Leptosomiformes; Leptosomidae.